This is a messenger RNA of Protomyces lactucae-debilis, 1574 nucleotides long. RefSeq lists its product as uncharacterized. The record is from RefSeq and is a predicted model, not a curated record. The transcript is spliced from 2 exons. Lineage: Eukaryota; Fungi; Ascomycota; Taphrinomycetes; Taphrinales; Protomycetaceae. The coding region runs from base 330 to 1574 and encodes 414 amino acids.
UCCCUGGCCUCAUACAACGCGAGGUGCCAUCAACCUAGAAGCAGCUGGCGACUAAGGGACCAUCCAUCCUUUUUCAGGCUAUUUUGCCACAAGUAGAUCGCAGCAGGUUGGCAAAGACACAAUAGCUUUCGUGACGCAUCUCACGCAGCGUUGCAAGAUUAUUGCGAGUGAGCGAGUCAAAGGUGGAUCGUAUUUACUUCUCCGUCUUGCAGCACUGCUUUGUCAGUUAUUCGACAAAGACGGGAAAUCUUGCCGCAAGGCUCUUGUUUUCCAUCGUGCUUGGCUAUAUUGGCUAUGUCGGUGCUCAACCCAAGCGGGUCGCUCGAGCCAUGGCCAUCCACUUUUCAUCAUUGAUGGGUGCUCUUGCUAUUUCUGUUGCCGUCUCCAGAAUCAUGACGGUUGCUGGUCUGCAUAUGAAGUGGUUUGCCAGUAACUACAUUUGCUUGGUACUCUACCUCCCGGCAGCCUUGCUUGGCUUCUUGGUUGCAAGCGUCGCCUUCCCAACGACCAGAAUCGAAGCCCAUCAAGCAUCACUUUUGUUCUUCAGCAUUAUGAGUCUGCUCCCAAUCGGCACUUCAUCCUGGAUGUUUUGCCAGACCCUCAGUUUGCUGUAUGCUGCAAUCCUGCCAGACACACUCGUCAUGUGGUUCACCGGCUCUGCUCAAGCAAUCUUGUUUGGCACAGAAGGCUACUGGUCAGUCCUUGGCAUCUUUGUACCCCUCACAGGUCGACUUGGCGGUGAUGCACCUGCAGAAACCAUUAUUGCCAUUAUUGUUGCUGUGUUGACCUUUUUUGGUCUUCCCUCGCUCCCAGCAUACUUGGCCAGUUUGACACAAGCGACGCGUCAACGAGCGCUGGGCGCCACCAUCAUGGCUAUGCUACUAGGCGCACUGCUGCUCUCUACACGUACCGUAUGGGAUGCUGCACACCCACGACGCGUCUUCUCACAACACAUGUACAACUUGACCGAUGGUCUGGCAUCACGGCUGCAAGGUGCUGGGAUUGCGACUGGACAAGCCGUAUCGAUGCCCAUGAAUGAGUGGGUGGCCGAGUGGGAUGUCGUCUAUCCCUUCUCACAAUUCUUGGAUAGCUACAAGGUGCCGCUGGAAACGCCAGCACUGCAAGCGUUGUCAGCUGGCUACGAGACGCCAACGUUAGAAGCGAAGCACCAGGUGCGCAGAGGUGGAUUGGUUGAUCUUGUGCUUGAGGUGAAACAUGCUGGACUCAUCUGGACGGUCAUGUCGUUUGACGCUGAUGUGGUGGAUUGGUCCCUGCCGCGUGGUAUCCAAGGGUAUGGACGUCAUCACGUCAAGCAUGUUGGUACAGAUGGUAUCAGCAGUCAUACGCUGACUAUGACGCUCAAUGCUACACCUGGAUCAAGCUUGUUUAUUGACUUUGUGGGCAUUGACGUGGAAGCCAUGUAUCCGCACAAUAAGCACAAGGCAGGCGCCCUGUCGCACCCUGUCAUGGCACUGUUUCAUGAAAUCCGCAAUGUGCAGGCGCCUACCGAGCGAGACGCCGUCGAUAUGACGAGCUCGGGUAUGCUGGCUGCGAGAUUUGAGGUGAAGCUAUAG